AUGGAACAGCAGGCAGAAACACAACAGAAAUGGAAUGCAAGACUCAUAAAAACUCAACAUACUAGCCAAUCAAAUACUCAACAAAACAUAAUAGAGUUAGAAAAAAAUAUGGAGACUGCACAAGUAAAUGAUAGUGAAGAAAUAAAUUAUAAGACAACCAACAGAAAGUUCCCAUCAUUAACCUAUAUAUCUAAAGAAAAGAUGAAUGCAAUUCAAGAUACAGAAGCUGAACGAAAGAAUUUUGAUGUAGCAGCUACAAAAAGAGCUAGAGAUGAGUGGCAUUAUAAUAGAUGA
This is a messenger RNA of Cetraspora pellucida, 294 nucleotides long. The record is from the annotation of a GenBank genome assembly. NCBI's taxonomy places the organism in Eukaryota, Fungi, Glomeromycota, Glomeromycetes, Diversisporales, Gigasporaceae.